Messenger RNA from Rhododendron vialii, 1309 nucleotides. RefSeq names its product haloacid dehalogenase-like hydrolase domain-containing protein Sgpp. The transcript is spliced from 6 exons. Lineage: Eukaryota; Viridiplantae; Streptophyta; Magnoliopsida; Ericales; Ericaceae. The record is from RefSeq and is a predicted model, not a curated record. Bases 96 to 1073 code for a protein of 325 amino acids.
UUAUUUCCAUUGCUGAUUCCCUGCAAAGAUUCUUUCUCCACGGUCUCUCUCCCUCUCUUUCCUUCCCUCAUUUUUCUAAUUUUUAUACUCCGAAAAUGGUAGUUUUGGUACAGUAUCCGUCAAUUAAUGUUUUGUUACAUCCCACCAUUCCUAUACCGGGAAGUGGGAACGCAACUAAUUGCCCACUACAUGUAAAAAAUAUUAGAAGUAUGUUUAACUCCGAUGGAGAGUUAUGCAUAAUUGAACUUAGGCAUUGUUCAACCACUCGUGCCGAGUUUCCAACCACUCGUGUCCACACCAAGCGAAGCACAUCUCGUCUCUCCAGACUUGCUCCUCUUGAAGCAAUAUUAUUUGACGUUGAUGGAACACUAUGUGAUUCGGAUCCCAUUCACUACCAAGCUUACUGGGAAAUGCUUCCAGAGAUAGAUUUCAACAGUGGGGUUCCCAUUACGGAGGAAUUCUAUGCUGAAUUUAUUUCGGGGAAGCAUAAUGAAGACAUGGUUACAUUCUUCUUCCCCCAUGAUCACCAACGAGGGUUAAAAUUCACCGCUGAGAAAGAAGCCAUGUUUCGGAGAUUGGCAAAGGAUAAAUUGAAGCCUGUAAACGGCCUUUACAAAUUAAAGAAAUGGGUAGAAGCUCGUGGUCUGAAACGGACUGCUGUCACUAAUACUCCUAAAGAAAAUGCUGAGUUGAUGAUCUCAGCUCUGGGGCUCUCCGAAUUCUUUGAAUAUGUUGUUCCUGGGAAUGAAUGUGAGCAUGGAAAACCACAUCCGGACCCUUACUUGAAGACACUCGAACUACUCAACGUGUCGAAGGAUCACACUUUCGUAUUUGAGGAUUCUGUUUCUGGAAUUAAAGCUGUGGUGGCAGCUGGGAUGCCGGUGGUUGGUUUAACAACAGGAAGUCCGGAGCAUUUGCUAAUGGAAGCAAAGACUGCAUUUCUCAUCAAGGAUUUUGAAGAUCCAAAGUUGUGGGCUGCUCUGGAAGAGCUUGAUAGAAAGGCAGGUUUUCCCAAGUCUGGUACCUUUACCCCGGAUUCUGGUUUCCUAAGAUCUGAUGGUGGCUUUUGGUGAAUAAUGUUUCCGGUGUUGGUUAGUGAUUUUGGUGCUGGUGUUGAUUCACCGGAGUACAUUUCGUGGCCGUUCAUAAGAUCGGAGUUGUAAGGUUCUGGCAUUAAAACUUGGAAAGCUAGGCCUCUUGUUUGGUUACUCCUUUUGGGGGUGAUAACUGUCUUUUUUAUGUCUUCGAUUAUUUUGUAUGAUUAACAAUGAAACUUCUACCAUUUUAUAAUAUAUACACCUUAUAAGGA